AUGGCAGUGAUUCAAAUUGAAAAUUGCAUUUUCAUAAACCAGAAGAAGUAUGCAUUGACGUUGUUGAGCAAGUUUGGUUUGAAACAAAGUAAGCUAGUUAGUACUCCUCUUGUGGCAAGUGAGCAGUUGUGCAAGGAUGAUGGAAGUGAUCCAGUAGAUGAGAAUGAAUACAGGCAGAUUGUGGGUAGUUUGUUGUACUUGACAGCUACAAGACCUGACAUAAUGUUUGCAGCUAGCUUAUUAGCUAGGUUCAUGCAUUGUUCAACAAAGAAACUCUAUGGAACAGUGCUAAGAGGUGAUUGGAGUGGAAGCCAAGAUGACAUGAGAAGUACCUUUGGCUAUGCUUUCUCUUUUGGUAGUGGUGUGUUUUCUUGGGCAUUAGUUAAGCAACACAGUGUUGCUCUCUCCACAACUGAAGCUGAGUAUGUCAGUGCAAGUGAAGUCACUACACAGUUUAUAUGGUUGAGGUUUAUGCUAGAGGAAUUUGGAGAAUUACAGACUGAUAUAACUCCAUUAAUGGUGGAUAAUACUUUUGCUAUUGCAAUGACAAGAAAUCCAGUUUUUCAUCAAAAGAAAAGCAUAUCAAUCGCAUAUAUCAUUUCAUUCGAGAUGCUUUACAAGAUGGUGUAG
Molecule: messenger RNA, 630 nt
Organism: Prunus armeniaca (apricot)
Lineage: Eukaryota; Viridiplantae; Streptophyta; Magnoliopsida; Rosales; Rosaceae
Source: the annotation of a GenBank genome assembly